Molecule: messenger RNA, 1281 nt
Organism: Zingiber officinale
Lineage: Eukaryota; Viridiplantae; Streptophyta; Magnoliopsida; Zingiberales; Zingiberaceae
Product: GDSL esterase/lipase At1g71250-like
Exons: 5
Coding region: 1-1281 (426 amino acids)
Molecular function (GO): hydrolase activity, acting on ester bonds
Source: RefSeq, a predicted model, not a curated record
AUGACCCAAAAAUUAAAGAACAUCCAAACAAAAAGGUUUCAUGAACUUCAUGCUGCCAAUCCGUUACAGAAACAACUCAAUAGCAAUUACUUCAACACUUCCGUUCAUAUAGCCACCAACAUACAGGAAAAUCCACAAGAUUUCCUCGUUCACUAUCAAGUUUGGGGAAAGAUGGCCACUAACCAUGCAUUCGAUGUGUUCUUGUGUUGGUUCCUUGCUGUCAAAUUAGCUCUGUAUUGCUCAACUACUGGGGCUCUCGGAGCACCGCAAAUCCCUGCCAUGUUCGUGUUUGGUGAUUCUUUGGUGGAUGAUGGAAACAAUAAUGUACGAGCCACCGUUGCCCAAUCGAACUUCUACCCUUAUGGGAUUGAUUCUGUUCAAGGCCCUACAGGGAGGUUCUCUAAUGGAAAAACUAUAGUAGACGUCCUUUGUGACCUCUUGGGUCUUCCUUACCUGCCAGCACAAUCGAUUGCAGGCCUCAAUGGAACCGCGCUGCUUGGGGGAGUGAACUUUGCUUCAGGAAAUGCAGGAAUCCUAGAUGAAACAGGGCAACACCUUGGAGAAAGGGUUGCUUUGAGCCAGCAAGUGAUGAACUUCGAAGGCGACUGGAAUCAGCUUAGGACCUUGAUGGGAGGUGGAAGGGCAUUUUCUCAGUACCUUGCAAGGUCCAUUGUGGUGAUGGUGUUUGGGAGUAAUGACUACAUCAACAACUUCCUCCUGCCGGCUUUGUACUCCUCAAGCUACAACUAUACUCCGCAAGAUUUCGCCAACCUUCUCCUCAAUCACUACACGAGACAGAUACUGGCAUUGCACAGCCUUGGCCUGCGGAAGUUCUUACUCACAGGGAUUGCACCACUUGGCUGCAUCCCAGAGCAACGCUCCACUGGCACUGCUCCACCAGACCGGUGCGUCGACCAAGUGAAUCAGAUGCUUGGCUACUUCAACGAGGGCCUGAGAUCACUAGUUCAGCAAAUGAACACCAAUCAUCCAGGAGCAAUCUUUGCCUACAGCAACACAUACGCAGCCCUUGGAGACAUCCUCAAUUCCCCCAGCAGAUAUGGUUUUUCUAUCAUCGAUCGGGGUUGCUGUGAGAUAGGAAGAAACCAAGCCCAGCUUUACUGUGUUCCACUGUCCGUUCCUUGCGAUGAUAGGAACCGAUAUGUGUUCUGGGAUGGCCUCCACACAACGCAAGCUGUGAACUCGAUCCUUGCACAGCGGGCAUUUGAAGGGCCUCCCAAUGAUGUUUACCCCAUCAAUGUGCAGCAGAUGGCUCAACUGUAG